AGUCAAGAUGACAGAUUUGCUUUCACUGCGGAAUGGUAUGACCCAAAUGCUUCACUCUUUCGGCGUUAUGAACUUCUGUAUUAUCCAAAAGAUGGAUCAGUUGAAAUGUAUGAUGUGAAGAACCAUCGCACCUUUCUGAAGCGCACCAAGUAUGAGAACUUACACCUUGAGGAUUUAUUUGUGGGCAACAAAAUUACUGUUUUUUCCCGUCAUCUAUCCUUAGUGGACUAUGGCGAUCAAUAUACAGCCCGCAAGCUGGGGAGCCGCAAAGAGAGAACGCUGGCUUUGAUUAAACCUGAUGCAAUGCCCAAGGUUGGAGAAUUAAUUGAUAUAAUUAUUAAUGCAGGAUUUACAAUAACUAAGGCCAGAAUGAUGGUGCUUUCAAGAAAAGAAGCAGCUGAUUUCUACAUAGACCAUCAAUCAAAACCUUUUUAUAAUGAGCUUCUCCAGUUUAUAACGAGUGGUCCCAUUGUUGCUAUGGAAAUCUUAGGAGAUGAUGCAGUUUGUAAAUGGAAAACAUUACUGGGGCCAGCAAACUCUGCAGUGGCUCAGACUGAUGCACCAGACAGCAUUAGAGCAAACUUUGGACAUGAUGGCCUAAGAAAUGCAGCUCACGGCCCAGAUUCGGUUGCUUCAGCUGCUCAAGAGCUGGAGUUGUUCUUUCCCUCCAGUGGAGGUCACGGACCAGUCAACAGUGCAAAAUUCACAAACAGUACUUGUUGCAUUAUUAAGCCUCAUGCAGUUAAUGAAGGGCUAGCUGGAAAGAUCAUAAAAACCAUCAUCAAUGAAGGAUUUCAGAUCUCAGCUUUGCAGAUGUUCAACAUGGAGCGUACAAAUGUGGAAGAAUUUUAUGAGAUUUACAAAGGUGUCGUUGCUGAAUAUAUGGAGAUGGUUACAGAGUUGUGUUCAGGCCCUUGCAUAGCAAUGGAGAUUAUACAACCCGAGCCUCUAAAAGUGUUCAGAGACUUCUGUGGUCCUUCUGACCCUGAAAUAGCCCGUCAUCUCCGACCUGGAACUCUGCGUGCUGUCUUUGGGAAGAACAAGAUUCAGAAUGCUGUCCACUGCACAGACCUACCUGAAGAUGGACUUUUGGAG
Molecule: messenger RNA, 1095 nt
Organism: Fulmarus glacialis (Northern fulmar)
Lineage: Eukaryota; Metazoa; Chordata; Aves; Procellariiformes; Procellariidae
Gene: NME7
Product: NME/NM23 family member 7
Exons: 10
Biological process (GO): GTP biosynthetic process; CTP biosynthetic process; UTP biosynthetic process
Cellular component (GO): centrosome
Molecular function (GO): ATP binding; nucleoside diphosphate kinase activity
Source: RefSeq, a predicted model, not a curated record